Molecule: messenger RNA, 2523 nt
Organism: Exophiala mesophila
Lineage: Eukaryota; Fungi; Ascomycota; Eurotiomycetes; Chaetothyriales; Herpotrichiellaceae
Exons: 3
Coding region: 384-2282 (632 amino acids)
Biological process (GO): transmembrane transport
Molecular function (GO): transmembrane transporter activity
Source: RefSeq, a predicted model, not a curated record
AGUGGAGCAUCCUUCAUCCCCAAACGCCACACGUCCACCAGAUCGCUCUCCGAGAUAUAUUUUCAUCUCGUUCUCUCUUUAGUCCCGUCGUUGGACCCUGUCGCCGCUUUCAUUCUCCAUUGUAGCCUGCCAGGCACAGUCUUUUGUUGGUAGGGACAUUGCUAUUGCCAACUCUCGACACUCUGCCCGGACUAUUUGUAAGGCAGAAUUUUCCUGAUUACUUUCCGCCGCCGAGAUCAUACACGAAGGGCCACUAUAGCCCAUCACUCCUGUGAUAUAUCACCUGGCUGUAGGCUGCAGCUUCUCUGUGAUCGUUUCAUCCACAAUUCGCAACACAUCUCACGCCGCUCAACCUCAGCCCUUGGUACCAUCCCGUCUUCAACAUGGCGUCGGACGCCGAAAAACAAGAAAUCGCCGCCGCCAACCUCCCCGACAAUGUGACUCAAGAUCAGCAGAGAAUCGCCAGCCCUUCGAGCUCAGAUAACGAUACAAACACUCCACGAGAUUCGACUUUGUCCACAAUAUCCACCAAGGAGCAGCUCCCCGUGGCUACAAGCCCCCCUCAAGAUGCCGCACCACCUUCGGACUCUGAUCCAACCACCAGCAUCCCGCCGUCUGAUGGCGCCCAACUACAAAAAACCACGUCUCGUGCCGACGGCUUUUCCAAAGGAAGAAUCAUCAUUAUCAUGUUUUCCUUGAUGAUGGCCUUGUUUUUGGCUGCCCUCGACGUCACUAUCAUCGCUACAGCUUUACCAACAAUCGCCACCGAGUUCAACGCCAGCAAUGCCAAUUAUUUGUGGGUUGGGAGUUCCUAUUUGCUGGCCAAUGCAGCGAGUGUGCCCUUGUGGGGGAAGCUCUCUGACAUUUGGGGAAGGAAGCCUAUGAUCGUACUCGCAAAUAUCAUAUUCAUGGCAGGCAGCCUGAUGGCUGCUCUCGCCAAACAAAUUGGCGUCUUAAUCGGAGGCAGAGUUAUCCAGGGCAUAGGAGGAGGUGGCCUGGUCAUCCUGGUCAAUAUCUGUGUCGCCGAUUUGUUUAGCAUGCGAGAUCGGCCCAAGUAUUACGGCUUCCUCGGCAUGGUCUGGGCAAUCGCCAGUGGUGUCGGCCCGGUCAUUGGAGGCGCCUUCACACAGAAAGUCAGCUGGCGCUGGUGCUUCUACAUCAACCUGCCCCUCGAUGGCCUCUCUUUGAUCCUGCUAAUCUUCUUCCUUAAGCUCGAAACCCCCAAAACACCUUUGAUUGCUGGACUGAAAGCCAUCGAUUGGGUUGGCGUGAUUUUCAUCGUCGGCGGCAUCACCAUGUUCCUCUUCGGCAUGGAAUCUGGCGGCACCCAGCAUUCCUGGGACAGCGCAUACACACUCUGUCUGAUAAUCUUCGGCGUCGUCUCCAUGGUUCUCUUCUUCAUCAACGAGUGGCGUUUCGCCAAAUAUCCCAUCAUCCCCAUCCGAAUAUUCCGCGACUAUUCCAACCUCGCCUCCCUCGGAGUUUGCUUCGUUCACGGCUUUGUCUUCAUCUCUAGCACCUACUAUCUACCUAUUUACUUUCAAAUCGUCCUCGGCGCUGGGCCCAUCCUGAGCGGUGUCUACCUCUUCGCCUUGGUCCUCAGUCUGUCCUUUGCUUCCGCAGCCGUCGGCAUCUUCAUCAAAAAAACUGGCAGAUACCGCGAACCCAUCUGGUUUGGCGUCUGCAUGAUGACCCUUGGAUAUGGUCUCUUCAUUGCUUUAGGGCCAACUGCCAAUUGGGCUAUGAUUAUUCUCUUCCAGAUCAUCGCUGGGUUGGGUGUCGGUCCCAACUUUCAAUCUCCACUGAUCGCCUUACAAAGCCACGUCAAGGGCCAUGACAUUGCUGUCGCAACAGCCACUUUUGGCUUCAUCCGUAACAUUUCGACUGCACUCUCAAUUGUUCUUGGCGGAGUUGUCUUCAACAACGAGCUCGCAACCAAGGAAUCUUCCCUCGCCUCCACCCUGGGGCCAGUGGAUGCUGAACAAGUCGCUCACGCAAGUUUUGCGCGCACUCUGGAGCUACUUUGGGGGUACGCGCAGCCCGAGAAGUACGCCGUCAACGUCGCUUACACCGAAAGCCUGCGGACCAUGUGGAUUUUCUAUACUGCCAUCUCUGCAUUUGGCAUCUUGGUCAGUGCUUUCAUCACACGGAAAGAGCUGAGUCGGUUGCAUGAAAAGGCACGCACUGGCGUCGAAGAACAAGAACGCGUUCGGCUCGAGGAGCAGGCUGAAAGAAGAGCAAGGAGAGGCACACUUGAUGCGGAAAAGAAUGCUCCGAAGUAAGCAUGGAUGAACUCAUGGCAUGAUUGGAAUUUAUUGGAAGGGCAUAUCGCGUGGCCAUAAAAUCUUGGCGUUCUGGCGAUGAGCAUCUACUGUCGCUACCUUUUGGUAUGUUUGAGACUAAAAACGGGAUUGCAUGACGUGGCAUAUUUGGCAUAGCGCGGUAUUGCAUUGAUGGACCUUGCAUUGCAGAUGGAGGCAUGACAAUUGAAAAGCAUACAAGUCAUAUGAGCAUGACUCUCUC